Molecule: messenger RNA, 908 nt
Organism: Amphimedon queenslandica
Lineage: Eukaryota; Metazoa; Porifera; Demospongiae; Haplosclerida; Niphatidae
Product: elongator complex protein 6-like
Exons: 7
Coding region: 49-843 (264 amino acids)
Biological process (GO): tRNA wobble uridine modification
Cellular component (GO): elongator holoenzyme complex
Source: RefSeq, a predicted model, not a curated record
ACAUGCUUAAUAUGGUCACGUGACACUAAGUUAAUUGACUAUUAGAUAAUGGAUGCUCUUCUUGAUAGGAAAGACAAAGAUGAUUUUUUGGGUCAGUUCAUAUUAAUAUCAGAUGAUCAAAGUCCUUCAGACUACUUCUUGCACUAUUUCAUAUCACAAUCAAUAAAAGAUGAUUAUACUGUAUGCCUAGUAUCAGUUAAUCAAUCCUUUGAUCAUUAUGCAGCAGUAGCAUCAAAAUUUAGCGUCAAUUUGAGGGCAAGUUGUAGUUGCUUUAAAUUUGUAAAGAUCUCGUCUUAUUCUACUGACACUGACGUUGCAACUCAAGCAAAACAAACUGAAGUAUCUGGACCUUUAGAUAGCACAGAUACUAUGACAGAUCAAUCAUCAUUUUGCUGCUAUGUGGAAAGAUCGGUACAAGAGUUGUAUGAGCUAAUUAAGAAGUUAAUCACAACUUCAUCAGCAGGGAAGCCAUCUUGCUUGAUCAUAGAUGACAUUAGUGUGUUGCUAAGCAUUGGAAUCAGCAUUAAGGACUUACUGAUAUUUGUCAAAUAUUUGAUUAAUCUUCUUCAAACUAAAGCAUUGUCCUCUCUGAUAUUAAGAACUCAUCAUGAUGAUGAUGUUGAAGAUGAAGAAGAGAGACUCCUGCUAACUUACCUAACCCACCAAUCACACCUACACCUUCACACUAAUGGACUAAAGACAGGAUACUCAAGGGAUGUACAUGGCGAAGUAACAGUAGAAAGAAGGAGGCCUUUCUUAAUCCAGCCCCAGACCCAUACCAUGCAGUACAGGAACCUGGACAGAAGUAUCAACAUAUUUUCAAAAGGAUUGUCCCAAGUUUAAGUGUAUCUGAAUAUUGAUUAAAAAACUUAAUUACGUAUGUAUAACAAUAUGAAACAAUAGAGCAA